Messenger RNA from Castor canadensis (American beaver), 1308 nucleotides. Lineage: Eukaryota; Metazoa; Chordata; Mammalia; Rodentia; Castoridae. The record is from RefSeq and is a predicted model, not a curated record.
UUUUUUUACAAGAGUGCAGAAGAGAGAGAAAAACUAGUAAGAGCUGAAAGAAAAUUCAUUGAGGACAGAGUUAAAAAAAUAAUAGAACUGAAAAAGAAAGUCUGUGGUGACUCAGAUAAAGGAUUUGUUGUUAUUAAUCAGAAGGGAAUUGACCCAUUUUCCUUAGAUGCUCUUGCAAAAGAAGGCAUAGUAGCUCUGCGCAGAGCUAAAAGGAGGAAUAUGGAGAGGCUGACUCUUGCCUGUGGUGGGGUAGCCCUAAAUUCUUUUGAUGACCUAAAUCCUGACUGUUUGGGAUAUGCAGGACUUGUCUAUGAGUAUACAUUGGGAGAAGAAAAGUUCACCUUUAUUGAGAAAUGUAACAAUCCCCGUUCUGUCACAUUAUUGGUCAAAGGACCAAAUAAGCAUACACUUAUUCAAAUCAAAGAUGCAAUAAGAGAUGGCCUGAGGGCUGUCAAAAAUGCUAUUGAUGAUGGCUGUGUGGUUCCAGGUGCUGGUGCAGUAGAAGUGGCAAUGGCAGAAGCCCUGAUCAAAUAUAAGCCCAGUGUAAAGGGCAGGGCCCAGCUUGGAGUCCAAGCAUUUGCUGAUGCAUUGCUCAUUAUUCCCAAGGUUCUUGCUCAGAACUCAGGUUUUGACCUUCAGGAAACACUAGUUAAAGUUCAAGCAGAACAUUCAGAAUCAGGUCAACUUGUAGGUGUGGACUUGAACACAGGUGAGCCAAUGGUAGCAGCAGAAGUGGGUGUAUGGGAUAACUACUGUGUGAAGAAACAGCUUCUUCACUCCUGCACUGUGAUUGCCACCAACAUUCUGCUGGUUGAUGAAAUCAUGAGGGCUGGAAUGUCAUCUCUGAAAGGCUGAAUUGAAGCCUCCCAUGCAUCUGAACUUGAAUACAGGAUGAUCCUGAGGAAUGCAGAUGUGGAAUUUGUGUCCAAGCUUCAAAUAAUUUUUGUGUGUAUAUGUGUGGGACUGUGGUUUGAACUUCAUGCUUGCAAAGAAUGGCUCUGCUGUUGGAGCCAUACCCCCAGCACAAAGAAUUUUCAAAGGAAUUUUGUUUUCCCAUAUGAAAAAAAAAUUUGGUACUGUUCAAAUUACACCAUUGUGAAAUUACAGUAUUGUUAAAUCGCACUAAAAGUAUACCCUCAUAAAGCAGGCCCUUUUUAUCCAGCAAACAGGAUGUUUUUAUUAUUUUCAAGCCUAUCAACCUUAUGGUCCAAGAAAAUAUGUCCCACUGAUCUUUUACCCAAAUUACUGUUCUUUCCCGGUAAAGUUUUGUAUUUCCAGGGCUUAGCAGUGCAAUAAACCAAGUCUAAG